AUGCAAAUUGACAGAUCAUAAUGUUGAAAAUUGGAAAGAAUAUUCCGACAAGGUUCGAGAGAUUAGCCACGAUGUUUAAGAGUGAUGAGGUGGCACGAGUGACAAUAUGUGAAAGCAGUGGAAGCGAACACUCACCUGAAACUGAAAGUUCAACUGAUUUAUCAGAUCUUGUGAAUUCGUUCAUGGAGAAGAGUUCUGUGAGAGCAGUACUAGGAAAAGAAGACGUGGCCGUUCUUCAUGAUAAGGAGAAUUGCAACAUUGAAUGGUUCGAUUAUUCGGAGAAGAAGGAAAUCCUGCAAGAGAUUUUUGGUUGUGGUUAUGAUGUAGUGAAAGAAGGGAUUAAAAGAGAGACUGAAAUUGCAAUUCAAGUUGUUGCUGGAGACAAGUCUUCUCCUGAAUACAAACGCCUCAUCAUGUCAUGCUUGCGGGAGAGAGGUUUUGAUGCUGGCCUUUGCAAAACUAAGCGGGAAACAAAAGGAAGAUUUAUAGCGGGUGACUACGAGUACAUUGAUAUGAAUUAUGGUGGAAAUCGAUACAUUGUUGAAAUAUCCCUAAUGUCUGAAUUCGAAAUAGCUCGUCCAACAAAUCAAUAUAAUUCUUUGCUUGAUGUUUUCCCAUUUGUAUUUGUUGGUAAAGUGGAAGAGCUAAAAAAGGUUGUGAGGCUAAUGUGUAAUGCUAUGAAGGACUCUAUGAAAACAAUGGAUAUGCCUGUUCCUCCAUGGAGAAGAAAUAGUUACAUGCAAGCUAAGUGGUUCAACACUUACAAGAGAACAACUAAUGAAGUUGCAGCUUCAAAGUUCAAUAUUGGAUUUGAAGCAAAACCUUUGAAAGCAUACAAUUACAGGGAUAAAUUUUUUGGGAGUAAAAUUGCUUCCAAAGUUGGCUAUUUAACUACUGCAUUCAAUGGCAUUGGAAUCUAAUUAAUAAUUAUAGUUAUA
Messenger RNA from Trifolium pratense (red clover), 938 nucleotides. RefSeq lists its product as uncharacterized. Bases 21 to 920 code for a protein of 299 amino acids. The record is from RefSeq and is a predicted model, not a curated record. The transcript is spliced from 2 exons. Lineage: Eukaryota; Viridiplantae; Streptophyta; Magnoliopsida; Fabales; Fabaceae.